Messenger RNA from Owenia fusiformis, 1507 nucleotides. NCBI's taxonomy places the organism in Eukaryota, Metazoa, Annelida, Polychaeta, Sabellida, Oweniidae. The record is from the annotation of a GenBank genome assembly.
CUCAGGGCUCUUAAAAAUUCAAUUUACGCAAAUAGUAUUUUCAUUAUUUCAGUAUUUUGUGAGUAAUCACUAAUAAUGAUGGUAAUGUAUAUUAUCUUUCAGGUGAUAGAAAUACAACUACAGCAGAAUCUGAAAAACAUAAACCACCUCCACGGAUCCAAAAUGAGUUGUCUCAGGCACCUCCAAUGGGUCAUAACAAAUCGCAGCCACCUCCAUUGGACCAGAACAAACCAGAGAUAGCACCACAGGCUCAGUGCGAAUCGCAAACACCUCCAUUGGACCAGAACAAACCAGAAAUAGCACCACAGGUUCGGUGCAAAUCGCAGCCAUCUCCAUUGGACCAGAACAAACCAGAGAUAGCACCACACGUUCAGUGCGAAUCGCAGCCACCUCCAUUGGACCAGAACAAACUAGAAGUACCAUCACAGGGUCAGUAUGAAUCGCAGACUCCUCCACUGAAAUGUCACAAGCUAGGGGUACCGCCACAUCAUCAGUAUGAAACACAGGCAUCUCCCCUGGACCAGAACAAGCUAGAGGUACCACCUCAGUGUCGAUACGAAUCUCAGGCACCUCUUCUGGACUGGAAUAAGCUAGAGGUCCCACCACAAGGUCAGUGCGAAUCGCGGACAUCUCAACUGGACCAGAACAAUCUAAAGGUACCAUCACAGGGCCAGUACAAAUCGCAGAUACAUCCACUGAAUCAGAACACGCUAGGGGUACAACCACAGCGUCAGUAUGCAUCGCACGCACCUACACUGGAACAGAACAAGCUAGAGGCACCACCACAGGGUCAGUCCAAAUCACAGCCACUAAUAUUAGACAAAACUGUUUCAUGUGCUACACAAUCAAGAGGGCAAACUGAGUAUAUGAGCAUCCUCAAUAUGGACACUGGUACUAAUUUGUUCAAAAAUGAUACUGGUAAGGCAAACUGUACAUAUCCUUAUCAUGAAUAUGGUCUUAAUCUUAAUGGUGAAUUAGUGAAUAGUCCUGUUCAAUUAUCUGCUCCUCUAUCUGACCCUUAUACUAAUGAUCUUAUUAGCAGUAUUUCCAAUGCAAUAUCUGGUAAUGACGACAGAAGUAAUGCUAUUACACUUGGGCAAAGUUAUACUGAUAGCCCUGAGAUGGUCACAGAAGCCAAUAUUGUAUAUAGUCCAACUUAUAACCCACAUUUCGACAUCCGUAUUGAAGAUCUAGGGCCUGAUGAAGAUGCCGAUCGUUCUAUUAACACUGAAUCAAACUGGGACACUGAUGACAAUAUACCUUUAAAGCAUGCUGGUAGUGGUAUAGCAAGUAGUGGUAACUGGGAUACUGAAGAUGAUUUACCUCUUGUGAAAAUUGAAGAUCCCAAAAGUGAUGAUGAUAGCACCUAUGAGCCAAAUUCUGAUUCAUUUGAAUUAGAUACCAGUUUUGAAUCUGACUUUAAGAGACUGACACCCAUCAAAAAACAGCAAAAGAAAAGGACGCCAAUUAAAGCGAGAGACAAGAACUGGAAAAGGAAAACUGGGAG